Molecule: messenger RNA, 315 nt
Organism: Didymodactylos carnosus
Lineage: Eukaryota; Metazoa; Rotifera; Eurotatoria; Philodinida; Philodinidae
Source: the annotation of a GenBank genome assembly
AUGGCUGAUGAAUUCGCUGACAAGGAGUAUGAGGAGGGUGACAAUCUUGUCGAAUGGAUAAAUGCACACAAAAAUGCCUAUCUUGUGUCUUUGGAAAGUAAACAUUUGAACGAUGAUCAGGUUAGAAUAAUUGCAACUGAAUUAAAAGCAAAUAACGAUUGGAAGAACGUUGUUUUGACCGAUAAUCAAAUAUCAGGUGCCAUACGCGUUCAGUAUUUAGCGGAUGCAUUAAUGGUAAACAAAGAAUUGGACACUCUUACUCUGUCAAAAAAUUAUCUGUCGGAUGAAGGUCUAAAACUAAUUUCGAUUCGUUGA